AUGAGGAGAUUGAUUGCCUAUCGUACUAUCGUGAGCGAUAUUGCCGCAAUCGAUCAACCCAUCACAACCAACUUGGGCAUGCCGAGCGGUCUAUCUUGGGUCAUACACGGGGCGCGCAACUCUUAUCCUAUCUUUGGGCGCGGUCGUGCAAUUCCGUUGUUGACAUGCUAUACACGUAUUUGCCACAGCCGAGAGUCUCGACUAGUCUCUUCAGCGGCAGUUGCCGGCGGGAUAUGUAAAUUGGGCCGCCUAUCGGAUCUCACUCUGCGAGACUUCCGACUAGCUACACCGUCGGGCGGUCAAAAGAUCAGACUCUACAGGCACUCUUGGACAGCACUGAUCACGCUCAUCAUUGCGUGUGAUAUGACAUAUUAUCACAACGGCGAAACCCGGACAUUCGACCUUUCCGCGACUUCCGAGUGGGAUGUUUGGAAUGCUUUCCUUCGCAAGAUUAUGUUGGUCAGCGAGUUAGGAGUUCAUCGCUGCGUCAUACCACUACCGUCACCGGCUAAGUGGCUUCCUGGGUUGGUCAUCGAUUCUACCGAUAGGUCCUCCCUUACUGAAAUGUCGUCCACCGCUGGACUCUCUUUGUUGGCGAGCGCUGGCCGCGGGACCAUCUUUGUUCUUCAGGACGCCAAGGACAUUUGCCCCGGUACUCCCCAUCAUCAACAAUUAGAUCAAUCUGGUCAUAUCCUCAAGCUGAUGUUUCUUGUGAAGGUCGGCAUAGUCCAGAUUGUGAAGGUCGGCAAAGUCCAGAUCAUGAAGAUACAAAUGCGACCCAGCUUGCUUGGAUUAACACGCACCGGCGCCCGUACCAACAUUGAGCCAGGCGGUCAAGCCAUCAUCUUGGGAUCAAAGGGUGUAAGUUGCAUGGCCAAGCAGCGCGUCAUUGCCAAGGAAUUUGCACCCAAACCGCCAAUUUCCCGCUUCGUCCCGCAGCGCGACUCGCCGUACGGCGUCUCUCGCCUGAACAAAACUUCCACUGGCCCACCGGCUCUCGUAGCAUCCGGCUGGCACAUCCUGCUAUGCCCAGAUCGUGACUUUUUCUACCUUAUCCCGCUGCCACGGGAUGACUGUUACUCGCUGGCCGCAGAGAAGGAGGACGUCAAGCAGAGCACUGGAAAACUUGAGUUUGCUUAG
Molecule: messenger RNA, 1140 nt
Organism: Filobasidium floriforme
Lineage: Eukaryota; Fungi; Basidiomycota; Tremellomycetes; Filobasidiales; Filobasidiaceae
Exons: 9
Coding region: 1-1140 (379 amino acids)
Source: RefSeq, a predicted model, not a curated record